AUGAGCAGAAACUAUUCAACCGGCGUCAAAAUAACACAACUCCUACCAGCUAUCUCAUCCCUUCACUCACCGGGCGCCAUCAACAAUUCGUCAGGAAAUACUGCAACCAAACUUCACCAAACAAGUGUUCAUUCUACACACACAAGAUUUCUGGUCAACCAUGACAGUUCGAUUGAGAAUGAAGCUCAUCAGCCUCAAGUCCAAAUCGCUCGCCAUUCUGUGGAAGCUCUCAGUCGAUUCGGUCACCUCAAUGAAGUAUCCAAAUUUAACAAUCUUUGGACUAAAAAGGCAUGGACGUUGGAACUGUUGACUCUUCGAGAUUGUCAAGAGAUUGAACCUAUCCCGACCUCACGAAUUCAUAUCACAGAAAAAAAGCGAAAAACACAAUUUAGGUUCAGUGCCCUUCCUGUAGAAGUCAGAGAAAUGAUUUAUGAAUACACUCUUCUCAGACCUUUUGAAAAGAAAAAGAAAUCCGCAUCCAAGACACCCGUCUUCCUCAGAACCCUAAAAAUAUACGGCGCACAGCAUCUGUAUAUUGAAGCAAAGAUUACUUUCCAUUCUAUCAACCAAUUCACAUAUAAUAUUGUAAGAACUCUUAAGUUGGCGGAUCCAGAAGUAUGUGGAAUGUUUCGGAAAUUACGUCUGAUUAUACCUUCCACCUUCAAUCCAUUAUCACAGAUUCCAAGCCAAAUGUCUCUUCUUUAUGCUUCCCUUCGUCAUCUAACACUUCGCAAGAUGUUCUCCUACGAACACGGCGGAUUCGAAACGUUUCUCACACACUCAUUGCCGAAAUUCGAGAGAUUGAUAAGUUUGAAAGUCGAAUGCGAGUAUGGCAAAUUUUUCGCUUCAUCCUUUGUUCAAAACCAGGAUCGAUGGAUAUCUCUGUUGAACAAAAUGAUUACCGGGGAGAAUGGGGAAUUGGUACAAGGUAUACGGAUAGGGAAAGAGGAACCCAGUGACACGGCACCGAGUGCUCCUACGUGGGUUUGGAAGGUUGAAAACUGCGACUCGGGAGAAGCUACGAUGUGGGUUGGUAUGAAAAGAGAGGUGAAUUUGGUUAUCAAGCACAGGGUUGCUUAUGUCAAGUUUUAA
Messenger RNA from Botrytis porri, 1092 nucleotides. RefSeq lists its product as uncharacterized. The transcript is spliced from 2 exons. Lineage: Eukaryota; Fungi; Ascomycota; Leotiomycetes; Helotiales; Sclerotiniaceae. The coding region runs from base 1 to 1092 and encodes 363 amino acids. The record is from RefSeq and is a predicted model, not a curated record.